AUGAUUCUUACUGUAUUUUUCCUGUUUGUCCUUUAUAGAGAAACAACAGGUUCAGCCAGAGUGCAUGUUUAUGUGACCACUCCAAUGACCUGCAAAGAAGCUCGAAAAUAUUGCCAAACAUAUCAUACAGACCUGUCUACAAUUAGCGGUGAGGAGGAUGUCCAGAUGGUACACGUGGCUGCUGGAGGGGCUUACAGUCAGAGUUGGUUCAGCUCAUUAAUUCAGGAAACUGAAAACUCGUGCACGUUAAUGAAGUAUGAGGAAUCCAGAAUCCCAGCUCUAUGGGUUGCAUUCUGUGGGUUUCCUUGGCUGUGUACAAGUAAGUAUCCUUUCUUCUGCUAUAAGAACUUGAAUCUGGCGCUAGAGAAAAAGACAUGGGAGGAAGCUCUAGAGUACUGUCGGUCUCGCGAAACUGAUCUGGCCUAUGUGGAUCCUAAGGUGUUACCAAAUAUGAGUAAUGCCCAGACAGACAGUGUGUGGACAGGCCUGCGUUUCCUGGCUGGAAUGUGGUUCUGGGUCAGCAAGGAGAAUGUUGAGACCAGCAUCACUCUCCCCUCAUGCCCACCUGAGCCGUACCGUUGUGGAGCCUGCAAUGCCAAGACAGGGAAUUGGGAGAACAGAGACUGUGAGGAGAAGCUCAAUUUUCUUUGUUUUUAA
This is a messenger RNA of Sinocyclocheilus grahami, 657 nucleotides long. RefSeq lists its product as uncharacterized. The transcript has a single exon. The coding region runs from base 1 to 657 and encodes 218 amino acids. Lineage: Eukaryota; Metazoa; Chordata; Actinopteri; Cypriniformes; Cyprinidae. The record is from RefSeq and is a predicted model, not a curated record.